AUGCUGCUGCAGAGCUGCCGGGCUUUGCUGCUCCUCUGCGCCGCUGCCAGGUUUUUCGGGUGGCUGGGCCUCGGUACCCACCCGGAGGAGCUGGGGACCUCCCCUCCAGAGUUGGGGAUCCCCCCACGUGUCCCCUUUGAGAGGACCACGGGUGACGAGCGGUUCCAGGCUGAAGCCACGCGCUGGGAGCCAUCACCUCUGGAGCCCUGCCACCAUCAGGUCGUGAUGCGGCUCCGCUCAUCCUGUGCCGACCUGAGCGAGGAGGAGGAAGAUGUAGCCAAGCUGGGGGUGGACCUGUCCAACUGCCAUGCCAGCACCGAGGGUUGCCGGACAUACCCCUGCACACCAGACGCGGAGGAGCCGCAGGAGCAGCCAGAUGGGCAGCUGCGGCCAAGGCUGGAGACCCCCAUCCACCACAGCCUGCAGCGGCCGACGCUGGAUGAGACCCUCGUUGCCAGUGGACAGCACCGGGUGGCCCAGCUCGUGGAGGACACCACCCAGCAGAUGGGGAACGUGAGCAGCCGUGAGGCCGCGGGGCUCCGAGAAGGGCACCAGGUUGUCCUGUCCAACCUCCACCACGCACAGAAAAGAGCUAAGGACGUCUGUUCCCAACUAGAGAGCAACUUGGCCCUUCUCCUGGCCCGGCAGCGCCAGAUGGAGGAGGUGAUGGAGAAGCUGCGCUGGGUCAGCCGGAGCCUGGGGCUGAUGCUGGCGGCUGUGGAGGAUGCACGGAGCCAGCUGGAGAACCAUCUGCAGCACCUCCACACCAGCCUUGACCCAGCCGGUCAGAGCCCAAGUGCCAUCUCCACCUGCAUCCUACACGGCUCCUACUUUGUGCUGCUGGUCACGCUACUGGUGCCCAUGCCGCCCCGUGCCAUCCUCCUCCUCCUCUUCCUCGCCUCCAGCGCUCUCGGCAUCCCGGCACUCUCAGCUUUCCUGGCCCUUGCUGCUGCAGGGCAAUGGCUGGUGGCAGCCACCUGCUGCGGUGCUGGGGGAGCCUGGCUGGUGCUUCCCCGUGAGGAGCCCCGUCACUGGCUCACCUCCACCCCGGAGAGGGAAUGCGAAAUGGAGCUGUUGCAGGAGGAGCUGGACAGGAUGGAGAUGAGCUGCCUGCAAGAGGCCUCGUACCUGGAGCAACCCCCAGCGAUGGCAGGGGACCUCCCCGGCUUAGCACCCACCCCCGGUGGCUGGAGGACAAAGCUGAGCUCGUGCAGGGGGCUCACCAGGGCCGGGCAGCGGUGCCGGAAGAAAGCCAUCCCUGGGCAGGACUUCUGCCAUGUCCACACCACCAGUCGAGCCUCAUGCAGCAGCUUGGCCAUGGACUCCUCCCCCCGUAUUUGA
Molecule: messenger RNA, 1341 nt
Organism: Nipponia nippon (crested ibis)
Lineage: Eukaryota; Metazoa; Chordata; Aves; Pelecaniformes; Threskiornithidae
Source: RefSeq, a predicted model, not a curated record